Molecule: messenger RNA, 321 nt
Organism: Pollicipes pollicipes
Lineage: Eukaryota; Metazoa; Arthropoda; Thecostraca; Pollicipedomorpha; Pollicipedidae
Product: zinc finger protein 525-like
Exons: 2
Coding region: 1-321 (106 amino acids)
Source: RefSeq, a predicted model, not a curated record
AUGACGGCGCGGCUGCUGAAGCUGGUGGUGAAGGGGCUGCUGAAGCAGGUGGUGAAGGGGCUGCUGAAGCUGGUGGUCCUCGAGAAGACGUUCGCCCGUGACGUCUGCAGCAAGGCGUUCAACCACAAAUGGGUCUUGAAGGACCACUCGCGGACGCACACCGGCGAGAAGCCGUCCUGUUGCAAGCUCAGCGGCAGGGCGUUCAUCAAGAGGACGGCGCUGGUAUGCAACGCCCGAAUCCUCACCCGAGAGCGGCCGUUCCGCUGUGAGCUAUGUGACAAGGCGUUCAUGUACCGGUGCAGCCUGCGGGAGCAUGCCUGA